Messenger RNA from Chinchilla lanigera (long-tailed chinchilla), 821 nucleotides. RefSeq lists its product as uncharacterized. The record is from RefSeq and is a predicted model, not a curated record. The coding region runs from base 131 to 814 and encodes 227 amino acids. NCBI's taxonomy places the organism in Eukaryota, Metazoa, Chordata, Mammalia, Rodentia, Chinchillidae. The transcript is spliced from 2 exons.
UCUGCAGUGUGACUAGAAGAUUUUUUCCAUGGGGCCAGCGUCUUUGCAAGCACUCGUCCACAGUGCCUCCCGCCAAGCCAGGUUAUAGCGGAUCCCAGGCGGGUCACCAGGGGAGGAUAGGGUCUGAGAAAUGCCCCUCGGUGAAGAAGCCAGUGGAGGACAGAUACAGGUCCUCCUCCAGCUUCCCAGGAAGAGGUGGAUUUCCCUCCACCUGCCAUGCCAGACCCAAGGGAAGGAGCGCCAGGCCCUGCCCUGCAUCGAGGCCCCGCAGCGAGGACCCCAAGGUGUCCCCAGUGCAGAGCCGGGACUCGCUGGCGUCUGUUUACUAGGAGCAUUAGACCCCGCCAGCUGUCUCACGGGCGUGUCUCAUCUUCCACCAAGGCGCUCUCGAGACGCACCUGUGCUUCCAGGAAACUCGGACAGCGCUGAGCUGCAGCGGCCAGCGCGGGAGCCGCCCACAGCACCUUCCCACAGCCCGGCGCAGGCUUCAGGCUCGGCUGCGGCCGGUGGGCACCGCGCCAUCCGAGGCAGAGCGGGUUUCUCACGGCGGUGGGCAGUGCGCAGAGCAGGCAGGAGCCCAGGACUUGCGGGUUCGGGAUGCGGCAUGCUGGGGACCACGCCCCUCGGGGAGGGGCGGGUGACGCUAAGGGGAACACUCGGAUCGGUGGGGAGAACACGGAACACCACAGCUGCUGGCUCAGGCGGCAGCAGCAGUAUGGGGGUCUGUCGCGAGGUCAAGGCCCACUCCACGGCUGGCCCCUCUAUUUCCGGCCCACAAUCUGGUAGCAGGACACAGCCUCCUUGCCAAUAUUAAAGUUGGA